GUGUGUCAAACCUGCGCUUGCUAACCUGCGAUAACUUGCAAACUUCUGAUUGCAGUUUCUAGGCAACGUGGUUGAUCGAUUUAGCUAGAUUAACGAAUUCCGCGAGUCUCGCCGAAGAAAUGAUGCCAGCUCAGAUAUUUCGCUUGAUUCACACAAACAACUAUCUCUGGCAGGCCACCAAAAAGUCUCUGUUGUCAAAACUGCGCAAGAAGACAGGCUAUACUUUUGCAAACUGCAAGAAAGCCUUAGAGUUGCACGAAAAUGACGUAGACAAGGCUGAAGCAUGGCUGAAGGAACAGGCACAGCAGCAAGGUUGGGUUCAGGCGGCUAAACUGCAGGGCCGCAACACUACUCAGGGUCUGAUUGCGGUGACAGUGGACGGUUCUCAUGCUGCAGUAGCAGAGAUCAAUUGCGAAACCGACUUCGUGGCACGCAACAAGAAAUUUCACAAUCUCGCAGAAACCGUAGUCACCGCAAUAUUGAAUCACACAAAGUCUCAGGAGGUUCAGACCGAAGUACAACGGACUAUUUUCCACACAGACAGUCUCAAAAGUCUGGCAGCUCCGGAUGGCAAGUCGCUCGCUGAUCAUUCUGCCCUGACGAUUGGUAACUUGGGCGAGAAUAUCACGUUGAGACGCGCCCUAGCCAUCAGUGUGUCGUUGCCGAAUGUGACGUUGUUCGGCUGCACGCAUCCGGCACCCAUGAACCCCAUUCCGGUGUCUUUCGGCAAGUAUGGCGCUCUCGUUGCCAUCAAAUGCAAGCACAGCGAUCACAUGCUGGGCACGCAGCUUUGUCAGCACAUCAUCGGUAUGGAUCCACAAAAAAUUGGAAAUCCACGAGAGGAUGAGCCACACAAUAACAUAGACGAGGAGACCUGCAUGAUAUAUCAGGAAUUUUUGCUCGAUCCGAGUCUCUCUGUGCAGCAGUUGUUGGACGACGUGGAAGCGGAGAUUAUGAGUUUCGCGCGUUUCGAGGUCGGCGAGCAGCUUGAUGAGGAAUCGAUGGUGAAAAACGUGCAGACUUGCGCCUAAAAUAGAUUUUGGCAAUUUAUUUAUCUGUAAUUCUAAAUAUAUAUACAUAUAUAUAUAUAUAUAUAUAU
Pseudomyrmex gracilis is the source of this 1099-nucleotide messenger RNA. RefSeq names its product elongation factor Ts, mitochondrial (gene mEFTs). The transcript is spliced from 4 exons. Gene Ontology annotation, cellular component: mitochondrial matrix. The coding region runs from base 120 to 1031 and encodes 303 amino acids. The record is from RefSeq and is a predicted model, not a curated record. Gene Ontology annotation, molecular function: protein binding; translation elongation factor activity. Gene Ontology annotation, biological process: mitochondrial translational elongation. Lineage: Eukaryota; Metazoa; Arthropoda; Insecta; Hymenoptera; Formicidae.